AACAAACCAACCCAACCUAACCUAACUUUCCUACCAAUUCUGUGUUUUCUGCUUUGAACUUUUGAUCUCUGGUUUUGACUGCAAUGUCGAAUGGAGACACUCAUCAAUGAAAUGAAACCAUCUCGCGUUGUUGCUUUAUGCUUUGUAAAAAGCAACGAAAUAUUCGCUAGUCAUCAAAAUUGUUAACUCUGUGUACGCAUUGUAACGCAAUGUACACUCUACUUUUUGGCUGUGAUUUUGUUAUUUGUUUGUGCCUGUAAGUCAUGUCGCGAGAUCUAAAAUCCUAUGCUUAUUGUUUUGUACCGGGGUGUAAAAACACUAAUAAGUCGACACCUGGUAAGUUUUUUUUCUGUGUGCCGAACAAUGAAAGUCGGAAGUUGUGGUGUUCGGCUGUCGGCAGGGAUCCAGAUUCCCUGUCUUUAAAAUCCCCACGACGUUGCUGCGAAGACCAUUUUAAGUUUGAAGAAGAUGUGGCAAAUUGGCCUUAUUAUAAAGCGUUACUCGAUGCCAAUUACCCAAUGCCUGGGAUACGACUUAAAAAGGAUGCGCUUCCCAGGAAAGAUGUACCUCAGAAACCAGCAAGCAUUCUAAUAUGUCCUGAAGAAGACUCUGGAGAAGAAGAAACUGGCUCAAUAUCAGAGAGUGAACAAGGACAUGGGGAGGAAGACCCUCUUGCUAUCUGUCAAAUACCUGCCCAUUCUAUACUUCGGUGUCCUGAUGAAGAUGCUGGAGGAGAGGUUGUGAUUUCAAAUAGUUCAGUGUCUCUGGAACACAUUGAAAACGAUGACCCCAGUAUAUUUUGUCAAGUUCAAAUUUCAGAAAAUGAGGAUUACGAAUAUGAUUUAGAAAUGAAUGAAGUUCAGAAACAAUUGGCUUUUAAGCAGUCCUGUCCUUAUCUGCUCGAGACACACAACUUGGCUUUAUAUCCUGGUCCUCGUGCAGUUUUUGGUCUGACAAAGAUAGCCGAAUCAGAAUGGGAGACGGUUGGGGCCGCCAAGGUGAGGAUAUCUACGAUUAUUCCAAAGAUGAUUACAUGGCAAGUAUUAAUGGACCUUUAAGCCAUGAAAAUCUCCAGAAACUAUUUGACUAUAAAAAUGAAGACAUAAUCAAUGAGUAUGUGAUUUUUAAAGCAGAGGAAGCUAUUAAAACCCUCACUGAAGUGGCUUCCUCAGCAGGAAUAUCUCCUUCUCAAUUCAUGAGAGACAUGCAGUUCUUAGUAUCCCAAAGAAAUAAAGAAUUAGAAGAUCUCCCAAGAUCUGAACGUCAUUCAAGACCCAUUCAAGAUAAAAGGUUGUGGGGUCUUCGAAAAAAGUAUAAUAUUGAGACUCUUGGGUACCCAUUGGGAUCCCAAACGCUCUCUCCUGUUAGAUUGUCCAUAUUGUUUCCUCAUUUUUGUGAUAUUCAUCAAGUUCCUCUGUACAGUCUGGAAUUCAGCCCCGAUCGAAUUAUUUUCAUGUGUCAGCAUCCUGAGUUUGGGGGUUUUAUUCCAACUAUGCAGAACAAAGAACUCUCUCAAAAGGUAAAGAAGGCCAUUAUUGGUGUUCACCUCUACAGUGUAACUCAUUCAAACGGUGAGCAUCCUCUGAGAACUUACUGUGUGUUUAUGGAGCAAAGAAGACUGAAAAGUCAACUCUCAAACGAUCGUCGGUUGCUGUUUCUUGAAAAUAAUAAUAUCAUCUCUAAACGGAAAAUCUUAACACCGACCAUGAAAGCCACCAUGGAACAAAUAGAUUUCGAUAAUUUUGAAAAAGAUAUUCCUUGGGAACUUGUGCAGAUCUAAGUAAUACAACCAAAAUCAGCUUGAUUGUUCUUCAGUUGGCAAUCUACGUCAGUCAUUUUUUUCUCUUCCCUAAGUCGUAUGAGAACCAAGAAUGAAGGCAUGCAUUAAUGAAUCUCUUGAGAAUGGGGUCUUUUUUAAGCAUCCCUAUUUUGAGUUUUUUUCAGAAUUUUUCUUUUUUCCGGAAUACUUAUAUUUUUAUCAAAGCUUUUAGUCCAGAUAAAAGAAAUGUAGCUGCUAAUUAAUAAAUUAA
Molecule: messenger RNA, 2030 nt
Organism: Bemisia tabaci
Lineage: Eukaryota; Metazoa; Arthropoda; Insecta; Hemiptera; Aleyrodidae
Source: RefSeq, a predicted model, not a curated record